This is a messenger RNA of Aricia agestis (brown argus), 1693 nucleotides long. RefSeq names its product protein decapentaplegic (gene dpp). Gene Ontology annotation, biological process: SMAD protein signal transduction; BMP signaling pathway. Lineage: Eukaryota; Metazoa; Arthropoda; Insecta; Lepidoptera; Lycaenidae. Gene Ontology annotation, cellular component: extracellular region. The record is from RefSeq and is a predicted model, not a curated record. Bases 433 to 1536 code for a protein of 367 amino acids. Gene Ontology annotation, molecular function: cytokine activity; growth factor activity. The transcript is spliced from 2 exons.
AUCCACAUGUCCUCCUUCCGUCACCGGGCAGAAUUUACCUUUCGGCGAGCUUAUUCGUAAUUGUAAUUCCGACGAGUUCAGUAAUUAAGCGAUAAAUAUACUAGCAGAGCAGGCGAGCGGAGGGCGGCAGUCGAGCUGCGACCGCGCCACGCACAAGACAUUCGCGCCAAGUGAUGUUCGAUGGUUACUACUUACUCGACAUUUUUCUAUCGGUCGUCGAAGGAAUCUCGCCGGACUGGUUCCCGCGGACCGCGCUAGUGCGCCGCUCUGGUGAACCCUUUCGCUCGUAAAUGUGCCGAUAUUUACAUAUGCACGCUCGAUCUUGCAUCGGACUUUCGAUCUGUGCCAGCAGCCCGGCCGCCCCAGCACCGCCGCCCCAGCGCGCUCAACCUCCGCACGACGUGCGAUGAUCCACGUGGGUCGAGGAGAAUUAUGCGUGGGGCGUGCGCGUGCGCAGUGGUGUGCGCGUUGGUGGCGCUGUGCGCAUGCGCGGGCCUGGACGAGAGCACGCGCGCCGCCGCCGAGCGGCAGCUGCUGUCGCUGCUGGGGCUGCCGCGCCGGCCGCCGCCGCGCCGCGCGCCCGCGCUCGUGCCGCGCGCCAUGCGCCUGCUGUACGACCGCAGCGCGCUCCCCGCCGCCGCCGCCAACACCGCCCGCUCCUUCUACCACACGCCCACGCACCUCGACGACCGCUUCCCCGGCGAGCACCGCUUCCGCCUGUUCUUCAACGUGAGCGGCGUGCCCACCGACGAGGUCGUCCGGGGCGCGGACGUCACGUUCCAGCGCGCGGUGGGCCCCACCGGCAAACAGAGACUGCUAUUGUACGACGUAGUGCGACCCGGUAGACGGGGUAAAAGUGAACCUAUAUUGAGACUAAUCGACUCCGUGCCCCUCCGGCCGGCCGAGGGCACGGUGCGAGCGGACGCGUCGGGCGCCGCGAGGCGGUGGCUCCGCGAGCCCCGCGACAACCACGGCCUGCUGGUGCGCGUCCUGGAGGAGAGCGCGAACGGCACGGACGCCCUGUACCCCCACGUGAGGGUGCGGAGACGAGCCACCGACGAGCACGAGGAGUGGCAGGCGCUGCAGCCGCUACUGAUGCUGUACACGGAGGACUCACGGGCGCGAGAGGCGCGGGAGCGGGGCGAGACGCGGCUAGUGCGCAGCAAGCGGGCGGCGCCGCACAAGCGAGCGCGGGCGCACCACCGGCGCAAGGAGGCGCGCGAGAUGUGCCAGCGCCGGCCGCUGUUCGUGGACUUCGCGGACGUGGGCUGGAGCGACUGGAUAGUGGCGCCGCACGGCUACGACGCCUACUACUGCCAGGGCGACUGCCCCUUCCCGCUGGCGGACCACCUCAACGGCACCAACCACGCGAUAGUGCAGACUCUAGUGAACUCGGUGAACCCCGCCGCGGUGCCCAAGGCGUGCUGCGUGCCGACGCAGCUCUCUUCCAUAUCGAUGUUGUAUAUGGACGAGAAGAACAAUGUAGUGCUAAAGAACUACCAGGACAUGAUGGUGGUGGGGUGCGGAUGCCGAUGACGACGGCGUCCGGCCUCGUGCGGACUCAGUGAUAGUGCCGGACCCGGUGUACAUAUAGCGGCGGUCCUUGUACAUAAUCAAAUUGUAUAUAAUAUGUAUUCGUGUUAAAACUAUUUUAUUACAAAAAUGAUAAUGAUACAAUAAAAAAUGUAAUAUU